Molecule: messenger RNA, 758 nt
Organism: Ipomoea nil (Japanese morning glory)
Lineage: Eukaryota; Viridiplantae; Streptophyta; Magnoliopsida; Solanales; Convolvulaceae
Exons: 2
Coding region: 133-507 (124 amino acids)
Source: RefSeq, a predicted model, not a curated record
ACUACCAACGCUUUUUUUUAUCCGACGGAAUUUUUUCCAGUCUCUUCUUCACUGCCUUUUCCUCUUCUCUCUCUAGAAUCAGUACGGUUACUUUUCUCUCUCUAUAUCUAGCGCCGAGAAAAACUGUAUUGUAUGGCCGCCAAUUUGCAGAGCCGAGGAGUCGCGAGCUUUGGGAAGCUAUUCGUGAGCAAGAUCAGCUCAAACACUCGCAACUCCGCUUCCCUCUCUAGGAGGGGUGUACACGUCUCUGUCUACGACAAGAACCCAGAGGAGAAUGCCCAGGCAUCUGUGGUCCCAGAUGAAGUAAUCCAGCCCCAAUCCGAUAAGUACUGGGCUCCUCAUCCUCAAACUGGGGUGUUUGGCCCAGACACUGACAACAACCCUGCUGCUGCAAGUGGGGAGCGUGGUUUCCACUCUGCAUCGCCUGGCACUGUUGACUCCGUUUUGGAGCAGAAAGCCUUCUUCCGCCCCCUCGAAGAUCUGGAGAAACCUCAAGUCCAUCCCUGAUUUCUUCCAGACAGCUAAAUCCUCUUUAUAUGUUAUAUCAGAUUAAAACUAUUGUGGAAUAGUACUUAAGUAAGCAAGGAUUGGUUGAUCCUUCUAUGUGUGUGUAGUAUAUAAACCUAAGUGCAGUAGAGUUAAUACUGCUGCUAUGUUCAUCUGGUACUGUAAUAAUCUCUGCUACUAUUGCGUACUGUGGAUGUGUGUGUCCUUGGUGUGGCUUUAUAUAAAAAAAGUUAGUACUUUUGUCAUCUUUA